Messenger RNA from Linum trigynum, 3372 nucleotides. The record is from the annotation of a GenBank genome assembly. NCBI's taxonomy places the organism in Eukaryota, Viridiplantae, Streptophyta, Magnoliopsida, Malpighiales, Linaceae.
UGUGUGUGAACGAUCGACACACACAACGUUCUUCCCAUUGUUUAUAUCCGUUGGAUUCCUCUUUCUUUUUUUCCCCCUAAAAACAAAGAAAGGAAUUCAACCCAAAAAAGAUAAUCUCAAAUUAAAAGAAAAUGGGCAAAAACGGAAAAUCGUGACUGAGCAUCUCAACCAUUGGAUUUAGAGGAACCCAUCUCCCCAACCACUAAUCUUCUUCCACGUGGUCGGCCAGUGAGACGCCGCUUUCAUGCCAGCCCAGCGAGCCGCCCGUUUGCCCAUUUCCUUCCGCCAACCAUUAAUUAAUAAAUUAUUAUCUAGGAAAAGAAAAUAAUAAAGGGCGAAAACUCGGGAGGAAGGGUUUCUCGAAGGAAGUUUCGUGUACGCGUUCGGAGAGAGCUUAAUAUCACGAAAAGUGAUUUUCCCGGAAAAUCUCCAUACUCCUGCUCCUGCUGCCGAGUACUGUUUCAGGUACGAAAUCGCUCACGAUCGUCAUUCGCUCCUUUCUGGACUUUAUCCUUUUGGUUUUGCUCCCUCAUUUUUAGGUCUUUUGGUUGGUUCGGUCCCUCCUCUAUUGGAUCUGAGAGAACAUAUUGUCGAGAAAAGGGAGGUUAGGGAUUAGUUGGCGAUUAGGCGGUUUUAGUUUUUGUGCUCCUUGAGGGGAUUUAGGGAGAGGAGCUCUGAUAAGUUGUGUGUCACUUCGGCUCUUGUUCUAAGCGGGGACAUCUAGAUUCUUGAGGCUUUCUUUGGUAAGUCUUCCUCUGGUUGAUUGCUUCUCCUCUCUGGGUGUUUUGAAUAUGGUAUUUCCGGUCUCUACUUUGCUAUAUUUCGGGUUGGAUUUGAUGGGUAAGGGACAGAAUUGAACAAAUAGAUGCUCUGAUAAGUUGGGAUUAUGCGACUUUGUUAAGAGGAAGAAUGGAACUUAGAUGAUGGUCAGUCAAAGAACACAACUUUCAUUUCUAUUAUAAUUACUAUCCUUUUUUUCUUCUUCUUUUGUUGCUGUUGUUGUUCUUGUUCUGGAUGUCUUGUAUACUGCAGAUGAUGAGAUUCUAGUUAAUGAUCAUGUUGAAUAUGGCUUGAACUAAGCAGAAUGACUCUGAAAUACUUGUGUGUUUCUCUCCCAGAUGCAUGUUACCCCUUACUAGUUAAAUAGAUCUGUGAAAGAUCCUGUGAAUUCGUGGAUGGAAUUUUGAUUUCAUGAGUUCUAUUUUGAAACAAUUGAGUAGUUGUUUGAUGGAAGGGAUUCCUUGCUGUUGGGAUGUUGUCAUACUAAUAAUCUGUUCUUGUUGUAAUAUUGCAGUGGACAUUUGAAAAUGAGUCGCCCACAGGAUCCACACCGACCCUUUUUCCCCUUUGGAAAUCCUUUCCGGAUGAUAUCGCCAAAGGGCUCGCAGAUGUCUCCUAGGCUUAUUUCUAUACUGAAUAGCUUUGAGGAAACCUUGGCAGAGAGGCUGAGCAAACUUAUUCCAGAAGACAAGGGUGAUGUUCUGAGUCUGACAUGGAUGAGAUCAGCCAUGGAAUCCCUCUGCGAGACUCACACCGACGUCAAAACCCUCAUCACCGAUCUCGAGCUUCCAGUCACGGACUGGGAUCAGAAGUGGAUUGAUGUCUAUUUGGACGUCAGUGUGAGGUUGCUUGAUAUCUGCAUUGCUCUAAGCUCUGAGAUCUCGAGGCUUAACCAAGGUCAUCUCUUACUUCAGUGUGUCUUGCAUAAUUUGGAAUCUGGGACCCCCGAGCGUUAUAUGAAGGCGCGUUCGUCCCUUGAUAACUGGAGACGUCAUAUUUGCUCUAAGAACCCUAGAGUUCAGAGUUGUGGCUCCAUCUUAGACAGUCUUGUCGAGACAUUGGAUCUUCCCAAGGUGAAGAAUUCCGCCAAGGGGAAGGUCCUGAUGCGUGCCAUGUAUGGUGUCAAGGUGGAGACAGUAUUCAUCUUCAGCGUAUUUGCUUCGGCCUUUUCCAGCUCGUCAAAGAAUCUCUUGGAUUUAACUAUCCCAGAUACAGUCUUGUGGAAUCGUGCUUUUUCCGAUUUGCAAACAAGAGUGAAUGGGGAAAUCAGAGAGACAUUCUCAUCUGGAAAAUUUACUGCUCUGAAAGAGCUGGAGUCUGUUGAUUCUAUUGUGAAGGCCCUGUAUCCUGCUAUUCAAGAUGGGGUGCAGCAACCUCCUGAGGUGGAGGAAGCGUUGAAGAUUUGCUUCACUGAGUUGCAGGGUGGAGCUGAGAAGCUAUCGAAAGGCUUGGAUCUCCUUGCUAAACAAGUGGACACCUUCUUCAAAAUAGUUUUAAGUGGUCGUGAUGCUUUGCUUUGUAAUCUAAGAGUUUCGAGUACCGAAACAAAUGCUGUGACGACGGCUGGUAACAUAGUGGAACAUCAAGUUGUUAGAUGAUAUUGUGCAGCCACUCUGUAUACAAUAGUCUUAGGUCUAACAAGUCUGUCCUAUGGCAACGUAUAUCGUGUAAGAUUUUAUCGUGGUCGUUGUGGCAUGAGUUGUGUGUGUUUAUUACUCGUUCACAGGGUUGUACAAGGGUUGUGUACUGCGAGACAUUAAAUAUAGAUAAGAAUGAAUUGUUACCACUUACCAAUGUGGUCCUGUGUUCUAACUUGUUGCCGGCAAUCGGCAACGCGAAUACCAUGCUUCCAUCCAAAAUAUGUAGCUUGUAGGAAGAUUUUGCAAAAUGAGUCUCUUCGGUCGUGAAGUACAGAAGCGGCAGUGCCACAAUGCUGUGUCCAACUCCCUCGCGUCCGUUGGGAGUCGCGAAAGGGAUUCUUCCCUAGCGAUGAAAACUUCUCACGAUCAACUUCACGGCUGUGUAAUCCUCAUUGGCUGCUCUUCAUAGCGCGCCAUCGUCACGACUUUUUUUCUAAGUAUCGAGAAAAUGAGGAUUCGACAAUGUAAGAAAACGAAAGCACAAAUCCACACACGAUACACGAUUUACGUGGUUCACUGAUUCAAUGUGUGUUAUCUAGUCCAUAGAAAGGAGAGAGUCCCGUGACUUUCGAUCAUAGCGACUGACAGUCCGAUUCAGGUCACAUCAAUAGCCAGUCCCAAAACCCACCUCCAGUCCUACCCACCUUUGCUCUACACUUUGUGCUUAACUUGUCAGUCCAAAUUGGUCAAAAACUCGCUAAGUUGUAUACUUCGUUGAAAAUUCAGCAUUGAACUGGGGUCUUGCAUUUGGCGUUCGUCCAUGGGGUAAGGAGGCGAUUAUUCUUUCAUAUUUGUCAUUUGAAGCAGGGAAGAGAAGAGGAAGGUUCAAAUAGGCUUUAGCAAAUGGCAAAACACAAGUCACCGCAGACCCAGAGAGAGAGGAAGGAAGGGAAGUCUUUUUCUUUUUCUUUUCCCCUUCUCCUCCUCCUGUAAAUAAAAGUCGUAUUGGUGA